AUCACCACCACUCAACGUUAAAAAAAAUUCAAAUCAAUUUGAAUUUGAAAAUUUCUAUCCGUUAUGAUUAGAUUCCUAUAAAACCAGAGUAAAGUUAAACCUUUUUCUCCUCACAUCUCAUUCCUUCCUUCACCAAAACAAACCCUAAUCAUCUCUCUCAAUAUCUCUAUACCUUCAAUCUCUCUCUAAUGGCGGAAACAGCAGUAGAAACCUUCACUGAAACGAACAUCAAUGUCGCUAAAUCAAAGAAGAAAGUAGCAAGCAAGAAAGCUUUGAAACCAAAGAAAGUAUCCGAUAAUGAAGCUAAUAUCUUAGCAGGAAUUGCUGCUUCACCAUUAUCAGGAUCUGUUCUUGGUAAAGAAAACGAAGAAACCCUUUUGCUCUCAGGAAAGAAAAUCAAGAAAGCUUCUUCAAAAGUUAAGAAUAGUACUGAGAAAUCAUUUGAGAAAGAGUUGGAAAUAUUGAAAGCAAAGUUUGAUCAGAUGAAGCUGGAAAAGGAGAAAACUGAAGAGAUCUUGAAAGAUCGUGAUGAGAUGUUGAAACUGAAAGAAGAGGAACUGGAGAUUAAAGGGAAAGAACAGCAGAAACUUCAAGUUGAGUUGAAGAAGUUGCAGAAAUUGAAGGAAUUUAAUCCUACUGUGAGUCUUCCAUUGGUUCAAUCUCUAAGAGAGAAAGAAGCAGAAAAGAAUGAAAAGAAGAAGAAAAAGAAGAAGAAGAACCCAGAGAUGAAGAAACCAUCAUCUGCUUAUGUUUUAUGGUGCAAAGAUGAAUGGGCUGAGGUUAAAAAAGAGAACCCAGAUGCUGAAUUCAAAGAAAUAUCAAACAUAUUAGGAUCCAAAUGGAAGAAUGUAACUGAAGAAGAGAAAAAACCAUAUGAGGAGAAAUACCAAGCUGAUAGAGAAGCUUAUUUGCAGAUUGUUGGCAAAGAGAAGCGCGAGAACGAGGCGAUGAAGCUCCUUGAAGAGGAUCAGAAACAGAAAACUGCAAUGGAAUUGCUUGAACAGUAUCUGCAGUUCAAGCAAGAAGGUGCAGCAGAAGUCAAGGAUGGCAAGAAAAAGAAGAAGGAGCAAGAUCCAUUGAAGCCGAAAAGGCCAUUGACAGCAUUCUUCUUGUUCUCCAAAGAAGUGAGGGCUAAUCAUGCUGAUAACAAGAAUGUUGUGGAGGUGUCUAAGAUUGCAGGAGAGGAAUGGAAGAAAAUGAGUGAGGAACAGAAGAAGCCUUAUGAAGAGAUUGUGAAGAAACAAAAGGAGGAGUACUUUCAUGAAAUGGAGCUUUACAAUCAGAAGAAGGCAGAAGAAGCUGAAAUUUUGAGGUUGGAAGAGGAUGAACAGAUGAAAAUUCAUAAGCAGGAAGCUCUCCAGAUGCUUAAGAAGAAGGAGAAAACUGAAAACAUAAUCAAGAAAACUAAGGAGACCCAGCAGAAGAAAAAGAAGCUGAAGGGUGAAAGCAGUGUUGUAGACCCUAACAAGCCAAAGAGGCCUGCUUCCUCAUUCCUUCUAUUCAGCAAAGAGGCAAGGAAGAACUUGGUCCAGGACAGGGAAGGGAUCAGCAAUGCAACUAUCAAUGCAUUGAUUUCAGUGAAAUGGAAGGAAAUGGCUGAAGAAGAUAAGAAGAUAUGGAAUGACCAAGCAGCAGAGACCAUGGAAGCAUACAAAAAGGAAUUGGAAGAGUACAACAAGUCUGUUGCAGCAGCUAACAGUUCACAGAAUUGAGGAGCAAAAAAUUCAGACCUUGUUCAAGUUGUUUUAGUUGAACAGUGAGAAGAGAGGGUUAUGUGUAGGUUAAAUCUUUUAUGUUUUCAUUCAAUUGUUUGCUUUGGAUUUCAUUGUUGCAAAAACUUAGUUGAAGUUGUCAAUUGAAUAAAAGGCUAUUAUUACA
Molecule: messenger RNA, 1878 nt
Organism: Papaver somniferum (opium poppy)
Lineage: Eukaryota; Viridiplantae; Streptophyta; Magnoliopsida; Ranunculales; Papaveraceae
Product: high mobility group B protein 6-like
Exons: 5
Coding region: 189-1712 (507 amino acids)
Molecular function (GO): DNA binding
Source: RefSeq, a predicted model, not a curated record